AUGCGCGCCUGGGCACCGCGGGCGCUGACGGCGCUGUGCGUCCUGCGGCACCUGGCAGGUCACGCUCAUCUUCCCACUCCUCAAAACGUUACRCUGUUAUCGAAGGGCUUUGAUAUGAUCUUGACGUGGAUGCCAGGAGAAGGAUCCCCGCCGGACGUGACCUACACGGUGAGAUGUGAGAGCCAGGAUCGCAUGGGCAAAUGGAUAAAGGUCCCUCACUGCAAAAACAUUCCUAGCACAUCCUGCAACCUGACCUGUGCGCUUCCAGACUUCUUCAUUAAAUUCCGUGCUCGAGUCAAAGCCACUGUCGGAGGGCUCCAGUCGCCAUGGGUGGAAUCGGAGUUCAGGGAAUACCACCUGGAUGUGGAGCUGGCUCCCCCCGGGCUUGACGUGAGUGUCCGGGAGACCCUCCUUCUUGUGAACGCCUCCUUCCCUCUGGCCACCUGCGUGGAGACUUUCCACUGGAUGUACGACUUGGACCUUUGGGAAGCUGGGUCGGAAAAGAAGAAGCGAUAUGAAAAUAUUUUUAGAAAGAAUACGCUGAAACUCGACACGACUGCGCUCAGCGGCAAUUACUGCCUGAGUGCCAGGUCUUCCUUCCAGAGCAUUGACUUCAAGCACAGCAAGUUCUCGCAGCCUGUGUGUGUGCUCCUGAACCACAGAGCAGCAGGGUGGAAGUUCCCAUUUCUGKCCAUGACGCCUGCAUUUGUCCUCCCCAUCCUUCUCACGGGCGUCCUCAUCACAUGUCUGCUGAAGCAGGGUGCAGGACCAUCAAAGACACCUCCUGCUUUGGAUUUCUCCCAUUUCACUGGAGCUGCUGGAACAGCCUUUCAGUGCGAGCUCAGCGAGGAGGAGCUCCCUGGGGAGCUGAUCUGCACGGAGAGGCCAGUAUCCCAAGGGAGCACCACCAGAACCAGGGCAAGGAGCAACCUGCCAUGGAGGGUUUCUUUCCUCUCAUCAUCAUCAGAAGAGGAGGAGGAGGAAGAGGAGGGAGACAGUGGUACUUUCAUCCACUACACUAAAAUGUCCAAGUUCCCAAGGAAAAGUCCCAAGCAGCAGCUGUCCAGAACAGCUCAGGGGGAAAGCAGCUCGGACUCUGGAUCUGGAGGACYCUGUGUAGACGACAGAUCUGUGCUUGACCUAACGUCCUUGGGUUUCUCUUUCCUUCCAACGGGAAAGGAGGAGGUGUACACCGCGGGAUGCCAAGGAAGCGCAAACACCUCCCUCUUCUGCAGGCCCUCUUUGGGAAGYGUGUGCCUCGACGACGGGAGCCAUCCAGGUCCCGGGGGACCAGGACACGGUGAYAGAGACAGGGCUGAACACGUGGAAACGAGCCCUCAAACGCUGACGGAGGAACKUGGUGUCAAACCUCAGCCUGCCGAGCAGUUCCCGCAUGGGAAGGACCAUCACUUCAGUGAGCGGCAGCCGAAGCGAAGCGCUGGCGGGGCCGGCCUGGGCACCAAGGAUCCGCAGCUCGGCGAGGGGCCGCACGAGGAGCAGCUCAUUUGCCUUCGGACACUGCAGGUGGCGGAGGACGAGGGCAUCGCGAGUGACUGUGACAGCGAUAGUUUCACGGAAGGGACGCCUCCCGCAUGCACUGCGCUGAGCRAUGCGGGUGGGACUUCAAAUGUGGRGGAAAACUAUGGUCAAAAGCUUCAAUUGAAAGGUGCUCAGCACAUACAUUACAUGGCGAGGAGCUAG
This is a messenger RNA of Nothoprocta perdicaria, 1701 nucleotides long. It is a transcript of the gene IFNLR1, whose product is annotated as interferon lambda receptor 1. The record is from RefSeq and is a predicted model, not a curated record. The coding region runs from base 1 to 1701 and encodes 566 amino acids. Gene Ontology annotation, molecular function: protein binding. The transcript has 7 exons. Lineage: Eukaryota; Metazoa; Chordata; Aves; Tinamiformes; Tinamidae.